Molecule: messenger RNA, 1493 nt
Organism: Amphibalanus amphitrite
Lineage: Eukaryota; Metazoa; Arthropoda; Thecostraca; Balanomorpha; Balanidae
Exons: 3
Coding region: 153-539 (128 amino acids)
Biological process (GO): regulation of synaptic transmission, cholinergic; positive regulation of voltage-gated potassium channel activity; sleep
Source: RefSeq, a predicted model, not a curated record
ACUCAGCCGUCGCCGGCGCGGCAGGCAGCCAGUUGGCACUGCUCGCACCGACUCGGCGGCGGCCCGGCACACACCUCUCCUCCGCCCGCAGCGUCCCGGUACACACCGAGUGAGGUUCAGAGGCGGACAGAGUGGUGCCUACAGGUGUCGACAUGUGGAAGUGUGUGCUGGUUCUGCUGGUCGUCAGCGCCUCAGUGAGCGCGCUCAAGUGUGUCCAGUGCUCCACCAAAGACGCGCCGGAAUGCAUGGACCCGAUGAAUGAGACCGACAUCAAGCGCAACACGGUGGCCUGCGCCAGUCGUCAGCUCUGCAGGAAAAUCACCUUCACUGAGAAUGGAAAGUCACACGUGAACCGAGACUGCGCGGAGAUCGCCAAAGACGACAAGGUUGGCUGCAGCUGGGAGAUCCGCGUCAACUCGAAAAUCGGCUCCGGCUGGGAUUGCUUCUGCGACGAGGACGUCUGCAACUCGGCGCCGGCGGCGGCCGUCGGCGGCCUGCUGCUGCUGCUGGCCGCGGCCCUCACCGCCGCGGCGCAGUGACACCUGGUGGCGGUGGAAUAAAGCUGCAGUGUGCUUUCCCGCCGCUGAUGGCGUGAUGCAGCUUCUGUGCUGUUAACUCGAGUGGUUGUGUGCCUUGACCGUAGUUGAGGCGUCUGUCUUGCAGUUGCAAAGAAACUGUUUGUGCCUGGUAGCAACAUUUCAGUUAUCUAUGUUCUAUGUAACUAUCUUUAUAUUUUUCAAAUAGUAGUUGGCUGACGAACACCCACUGGCGGACCGAGGGGUAGGGGAGGGGUGACCGGGCCAAAGUCAGGCCUAGGAGCGGUCAAAAUGUGAUCUGGCCCUCCCUUUCCAAAUACAACUGAACCCUUUAAAAGCUCUUCUCCACCACAAUUGACAAAAGAUGACAUACAUAUGCGUAAGAUGAAUAAAUAAAACUUAAUUUACAAAGACAAUUAGUCUCAGUAAGGUCCCAAUACCUAUGUCAAAAUCCGAAGACCUUUGAUGACCCUCGGAGACCUCUUGACCUAAUCGCAAAAUUUUUCCCUGAUUUUUCUUAUAUGUUUCUACUACUCUUACCGCGUGUCGCCACGUGGCCCAGAAUCCAGAUGCAGAAUUGGAGGGAAGGGACAUACAAGGCGCUCCACUCGCCGCGAUGUGUUACAAACAACAACCACCCAAGGAGGAGUGGGGAUAAUCAGUACACCCCGCAAUCCAUUAUGUAGAGACGAAAAAGUGGCCGGUUUGGGCCCCUUCAUUUGAAAAUGGGUGGAUCCGCCGGUGGGGGCUUCGUCGUUCGCCAACUACCAUACCUACCUACACAUAAGCAAUAAGCAUAUAGCGUGGCCGGUACAUUUUUGCUACCGUUUUGCCUAAAUACGGUAGGCCUAGAUGCCUAAUAACCAGUCCAUAAUACUGCAUUUUAGGACGCUAAGGGCGGUGUAUCCAAAGACACUAGCAAGACGUUUUAUUCAAUAAAAUGUAUCAUAUCCCACA